UUUUAAGCAGUCAACAUGUCAACUGUCAAAUUUUUUCUUGAUAAAAUUAUGUCAAAAUGACCCAAAUUGAUUUGGAAAGGUCUGAAUCUGAAACCAAAGAAUACGUUGGACAAUUCAACAAACUAAAUCAAAGAGAUAAAACAGGAUUCUUUACACAAUCCCAACCAAAUUGUCUAGUCAAAUAUAAUGGUACCUUCACAAAUGACAACUUUCAUGGCGAUGGCAUUUACACCCAAAUUAAACACGGCAACAACUUUAUCUUCGAAGGAACUCUAUAUGCCAAUACAUUCGAAGGUUACGCUAAGGUGAUAUACGUUUAUCAUACUAAUAACUCCCAAGAUGUUGGCUUCUGGAAUGGUACCGAUCUAAUGCGACUUGCGGUUGAAGUAAAUCCUGAAAAAAUUCCUAAUUUGGCAAGAACUCCGGAAGGAAAACUUGAAAUCUUAAAACAUCGAAGAUUAAUUUCGUUAAUGCCUGAAACACCUAAUAAAAGUCAGAAUCAAUUUGUGAGGAAUCAAAAAAGUUACUUUUUUAAUCGUUCGCAUUACGAUAAAAGGUUUAAUUUCAAUUCGAAUAUUGAUAGACAAAUAAAAUUGAGAACAAGUUCAGAAUCAGCCAUUACAAAUUUAAAAAAUAUGAUUUUUAAUACAAAGGGAAUUGAAAAUUGUACCCCGAAAGAAAUAUGUUUACUCCAACAAAAGUUUCAAAUAUUAAGUUCUUUAUUAGAUGAAGGCGAAGCAAUACCAGUCAAAAAUCCAGAUACCAUUGAGAUAACAGAUAUAUUAGCCUGGAACAAUGAAGAAUAUCUUGUUGACUGUUUAUUACAUGCAUUCAAACAUAGAAAUCGUGAAUACACAGUGCAAAACUCAACAUCGAAAAUUCGCCAAAACAAAAGACAUCUCUUCAACUCGCCAGGCACGUAUGAGACAGCAUGCAAAUUAUUCCUAGAAACUUCAUCGGAUGGCAACGAUCUAGAUUUGGUAAAACUUCAUCAACAGUUUCAGAUAAAUCCAGACUUAACCGAUAGUAAAGGAAACAGUGGUAUUUUCUACGCUGCAGCGUCAGAUAAAUUGUACAAUAUCAAAAGACUUGUAAACAUUGGAGCUGAUUUGAAUAUUGUCAAUGACGAAAACCUAACUGCUUUGAAUUUAUGUUUUUUGAGAUAUAUUGCUUUACGGCGGAAUAUUAAGGAUUGGGAAAAUGCAUUUCUGAUAAAAAAUGACACACAAAAUGAAAUAUUUACGCAGGAUUGGAAAAUACAAAGCUUAGAAGAUUUAUUGACGCAUACAUUAAUCACUCAUGUGGCUUCUAUUGUAGAUAAUCCUGAUCUUAAAGAAAACAAAAAUUUAAUUCGGCAAUAUCUGCAUGAUAUUGUCAUUGAACAGAAAUCUUUAGAUUGGUUUUUCGCUAAAAUGGGAAUAGACUUUCGCUUAAAGAAUGAACAAAGCUUUGAAACAACGUAUUACUCUGCUGAAGAUCCUAAUCAGAAAUUGUUAUUUGAUUGGAGUUUAGUUCCUCCAAGUAUUCCACAAGCAAAGUCAAAAACAGCUAAAAAACCAAGUGUAAAUGUUUUAUAUUUGGCUGAUGACAUAGGGGCGCGAUUUGAGACAGAUAAAAAAUUGAAUGUUAUCAGUAAUACCAUUGAGGUUUUGCUACGACUGGGAGCUAGUCUAAAUUGUUGCGAUGUACCUCUUCCAACAAUAAUAUUGGCAUUGUAUUGUGACAAUCAUAUACUUUUAGAUAUGCUUAUCGAGAAAGGUGCUAUUGUCACCAAUGUCUAUACUUCUGAUGAAUUGAAUUUGUUGCAUAUUUUAUGUUCGCUGCCUCCUACGCAAAAUCUUUAUAGAAUGGCGGGUGUUUUAUUGAAAGCUAAAGUAAACCCAAUGCAGCGAUGUUCAAUUCAACACUGGAGCGAAGAAAUUGAAAAUAUUAAAGGAGAUAUUGAUGAAAUUGAAAAUGAGGAUGUUGUUGAGUUAGGCAAAACUCCUCUCCAUAUUUUGGCAGCAAGAGUUGACUUUGAUAUUGAUCCAGAAAAAAAUUUGAAUAGUUUGGCCAAAACUAUCGCUGCAAAUAAUCCAAAAACACUUGAGAAACAUUACUUGGGACAUUCUCCAUUGAGUUUGGCUGUUUUGCGAGGUAAUAUUAACUUGGUACAAACACUAUUAGAAGCCAAAAGUAAUCCUAAUCAAAAAUUAGGAAAUAAAUUAGGAAAUGCGUUGACUAUUUACUGUUUGAAACGAUAUAGUAAGCCAAAAAUGAUUCCGCCUGUUAAUGAUUGCAAUCAAAUCAUUGAUAUGUUGGUUAUGUAUGGUGCAGAUCCCUUGAUGGAUAUCGAUGGAGUCAAUGCUAUUGAAUUUAUUGGCCAGGAUAAUGAAUCUAAACCUAAAACAUCUACCAUUAAUACUAGUAAGAAAGUUAAUGUAGAUCAAAAGCAGAAAAUGCUAAAAACUCCAGAUAAUCCAAAGAAAUUGGAAACUCCAAAAGGUUCAAAAUUACUAAAAGAUAAAGAAAAACAUCCACAGCAAAAAGAAAUAUUUAAUCAUUUAUUAAAUUUAACCAAAGAAGUAAUUCUAACAAAUUACCAAGAAGUUUUGGGUAUUUUUCUGUUUAAAAAAUUGAUGGAAGGAUCAAUACAGAAUUUUAAGCACUUGUUUCAAUUUCUAACGCAUGAGGAUGGUAUUAAGAUCAUUUCGAUGAGUCAAUUUGCAAAUAUUCUUGAUUUGACAGUUUACACUCAUUAUUUUCUUGCGUAUCUCUUCUUGGAAUGUAUUAAUUUAUACGGGAUUAAAGAUAAAGAAGCUAAAAUUGAUAAAGAGAACGCAAAUAAACAAACCAAAGGAAAUCAAAAGAGUAAGUCAAAUAAAACAAAAAUGUCAAAGCAAGCAAAAAGUAUUGAAUCAAAAGAAAACGAUGAAAAAAUACCGGAUUUAAAGAAUCAAGACAUUUUGGAUGCUAUAAUGACACAUCAAUUAUUCCUGGGUAAAUUCAUACAUAAUCAGUAUGACCCUGUACCUAAGAAAUACAAAGUUUGUUUCAAUUGUUGCCUUCACACUGAUAAAGAACUAAUUGCAUGUCCAGUCUGUGGAAUUGUGUAUUUCUGUUCACAAAAGUGUAAUGAAGCUAAUAUCAAAUCAAACUCUCGACAUCCCUGUAAAGUACUCUUUUAUGACGAAGAACUUAAAAAGAAAGCAGAUCCUAAUGCUACAAGUGUCAACAAUAUGGAAGUAACUAUUCAAAAGUUGUCUUUAAAUUUGCCUAAAAACUUAUACCAAAAAUCUACAAGAAAAUUUAUGGAAUUAGUCGACGCGAUCAAAGAUUCAGCACAUGAUGAAACCAAAAUAAGAAAUUUAAUGGAUUCACUUGGAUUGCAAAUAGAUCUUAAAGAAUUUAUUUCAGAAAAAUUAAUGAAAAAGCCAAAACGACUUGAAUUAUUACCAUCGGUGAAUGAAUUGAUCCGAAAGUCACUGAGUGCCAUUCCAUUUUUGAGUGUGUGCACAAGUUUCCUAACAAUACCAAAAGCAUCUUUAAUUGGGAAUAUUAUAAACAUCUCCAGCAGUGAAAACUUUGUUCCUAUCGAGUCCAAAGCCACCGUCAAUUUAGAGAGCGUGAGUCGUGCGGAACUGAAUGAUGCUUUGAGCAAUUUGAGUGAUUAUAAGUAUAUUCGACUAAUGUCCAGUAUGAAACCGGGAAGUAAUAUGUCUUUACCUGCGCUGCCCGAAAUACCAUCGCAUACUUCGUUGGUGCUGAGCAGAAAAAUGCCCGGGCACGAAUUGCCUCCAGAUAUAUUGAGUCAUAUUAAUGUUCCGCGCGUACAAUUAACAUAUUCGAGACCUGCAGAUAUCAGCAACAAAAUUAAAAUUAAUAAAACCAAACAAAAGCGGGAAUCGAAAGAAAAUCCAGUUAACAAGAAGAAAUCUAAUGUGCACGUGGGACGUUCGAAAAUGUACAAGAAAAAUUUGGCGGCUGUGAAGCCCAAUUAUACAUUUAUCAAAACAUUAGCCACUUUGUUUCCAGAGUUUGAUUUUACUUCGGCAAUGACGCCGUUUGUGUGCUAUUCGGAUUCGCAGUUUUAUUACAGGUUUAGCGAUUCAAAACCUGAAUUCUUUUCAACGCAUAUGUAACUUGUACAUCAAUAAAACGCACACAAUAUAUAAUUUA
This is a messenger RNA of Dalotia coriaria, 4158 nucleotides long. RefSeq lists its product as uncharacterized. NCBI's taxonomy places the organism in Eukaryota, Metazoa, Arthropoda, Insecta, Coleoptera, Staphylinidae. Gene Ontology annotation, molecular function: protein binding. The record is from RefSeq and is a predicted model, not a curated record. The transcript is spliced from 2 exons. The coding region runs from base 57 to 4121 and encodes 1354 amino acids.